Spodoptera littoralis (African cotton leafworm) is the source of this 798-nucleotide messenger RNA. NCBI's taxonomy places the organism in Eukaryota, Metazoa, Arthropoda, Insecta, Lepidoptera, Noctuidae. The record is from the annotation of a GenBank genome assembly.
AUGCCUCGGAGGAGCAGGUGGAUGCAUUUGGCCGCGGGGGUCGCUCUCGGCGUAACCUUCGGGAUCUUUCUCAAGUUGUGUUUAAGGACUUCAUCCAGGACGACGAUUGAGCCAUGUCCGGAAUCGGCAAAGUUAGUCGAUGCCGACCCUCUCGCCCUGAUCGGCUUAUUGCCAAACGAGACUGUUCACAACUCGAACAGGACAUUAGUGUUCGUGGGUGUCAUGACAGCUGAACAAUAUUUAGGUUCUAGAGCAAAAGCAGUGUAUGAAACCUGGAGCCAGGACUUGCCUGGUCGAAUCGCGUUUUUCAGUUCGGAAGUGUCGCGUGCGCCUGGUUUACCUUUAGUUCCCUUGCGUAAUGUGGACGACAGUUAUCCUCCGCAGAAGAAGUCUUUCUUGAUGUUACUGUACAUGUACGAGAAGUAUGGGGAUAAGUUCGAGUGGUUCAUGCGUGCGGAUGAUGACGUGUAUGUGAGAGGUGAUAAGUUGGAGGAGUUUUUGCGUUCGGUGGACAGCAGGAAACCUCAGUUUAUCGGGCAGGCCGGUCGAGGUACUAGUGAUGAACGAGAUGCUCUGGCUCUGGACUACAAUGAGAACUUCUGUAUGGGUGGGCCGGGUGUGUUGUUCUCUCGGGAGACGUUGAAAAGGGUGGCGCCUCACGUGAAGUACUGCCUGAAGCACCUGUACACGACGCACGAGGAUGUGGAGCUGGGCCGCUGUGUCGCCAAGUUUGCCGGAGUGUCGUGCACGUGGAGUUAUGACGUGAGUACUACUAUAUUGUACUAUACUUUACUUUAG